This is a messenger RNA of Eimeria mitis, 306 nucleotides long. RefSeq lists its product as uncharacterized. Lineage: Eukaryota; Apicomplexa; Conoidasida; Eucoccidiorida; Eimeriidae. Bases 1 to 306 code for a protein of 101 amino acids. The record is from RefSeq and is a predicted model, not a curated record. The transcript is spliced from 5 exons.
AUGGCCGUCGCCGUUUACAGCAGCAGCAGCAGCAGGGACGAUACGACAGCAGGCUCCCUCUUCUUCCUCCCCUUCCAGCAGCAACAACAGCAGCACCACCGCCACCAACAGCAGCAGCAACAGCAGCAGCAGCAGCAGCAGCAGCAGCAGCAGCAGCAGCAGCAGCAGGGACGAUACGAUACAAGAUGCUCCCUCUUCUUCCUCCCCUUCCAGCAGCAACAACAGCAGCACCACCGCCACCAACAGCAGCAACAGCAACAGCAGCAGCAGCAGCAGCAGCAGCAGCAGCAGGGACGAUACGAGUGA